AACCAAAAUGGCGGCCAAGCGUGUUGCAAACGACGAAAGAAAGUUCGUUUCGCUUUUAACUUCUAAACUAAAGAAAGGGAAUCAUACAUUUGAAGAUGCUGAGCUGGAUUUGAUAUUUGGAGAUGCUUUAUCAAACCUACCGGACAGUGAUCUCAAAUCUGGUCUUAAGAAACAUUAUGAAACACACCUAAAAAAAUUAAAGAGUGUAUUAUUAUCAAAAAAAUUACAAGAAGAAUCAGCCACAGAGAGGCACACAAAAUUCAUUUUUUUUAAUGAACAAGAUAUAGACAAAGUUAUAAAUGAAGUUAAAACAUCAAAAUCUGACAAAGAGAAGAAUAGAUUAUUCAAAGGUCUCUGGUCAAGUUAUCCUCUCUUGGAGGAUUCACAGAAGAUUUUCACUUCUCUUGAAGACGUUAAUGGUCUUUUGGCAAUAGAAAAAUGUAUCCACAAUACUGUUGGUUGCUUUAAUAAAAAGAAUGUCUUAGAAUGCCUGGGUUUUCUGUUAAGGGUUUUUUCUAGAGAAUGUGAAGCAUGCUUAACUGGAUCACAAGAGUCAAAGUGUAGUGACCUUGCUAGUAGACUUCAAAGAUCAAUUGUGAUAAUGAAUCAAAGAUGGCAUUCUGGUAUUAGCAUGAGUCCUACAGGUAUACCAUCCCAAGAAGAAUCCUUUGAAGACCUGAUGGCUGCAAUGUUGUCAUUAUACACUGAUUUACUAAGCAGCAAUGAAAAUAAUGAUGAUUCUGUAAUAGAGAAACUAGCAUCUCUUAUGACUACUACUAUUGGGCACUCCCCAGAACACUGUAUGGAUGCAAUGUUACAAAUUACGAAGCCAAAUGAAAGAUUACUUUCAUUGUUCAGGUGUAUUUUAGAAAGAAAUAAAGGACAUCUCACACAUAAGCAAUACAUAAAAUUCAUAUGUUUGGCAAGACUUGCGCUCAAAGUGUCUUCAUUACCAGACAAGCGCAUGUCCAUACUUAAGAUAACAGAAAAUCAAAGAGCUUCCCCUGGAUUUGUAGCUUUUCUACAGAAGUCUAAUGGAAGUUUGGUGGAAAGGCUUAAAAUAACAAAGAAAAUGACUCCAUCUCAGCUUACUGCUUCUUUACUGGGUGAUUUAUCAGAAGACGAUGUAGAAACGUUUUUAGAUAUUGCUACAGAACAUGUAACUGAAGAUACAGCUCCUGAAGAAAAUGAAGAAACAGACGUAACACAGGCUAACCAAACCUGUGACAGUCAGUUAUUUUUCAUUGACUCAUCAGGUGAUGUUGAAGAUACGGAAAUUGAUGAGGUAAAAGUGGAAGAAAACAAAGCCAGAGACUCACUUCUGCACAAACAGAUGAAGGCAAUGAUGAAGGAAGCUCAGGAGUCGGAAUCUGAGGAUGAAGACAUGUUUGAUGAAGAAUUAUCUAGUAUGACAAAAGAUCUUGUAGAAUCAUCUGAUAAAGAUGAAAACGAAGAAAAAGAGCUAUCCCUGAAGGUAAAAGAAGAUGUCAAUAAUUCCACAGAAAAUAAAGACGUUGAAAGAAAAACACCAUUGCAGCCUUUGCGAAGAUCAACUAGGAAAUCUAUUAAGAAUGACAAAUUAUCGAUGUAAGUUUUUAGAGGGCAUAUUUGUUACAAAAUGUCAUGAAACUGUCUGUAGCGAUUUUUUGGAAUAAAUGUAUUUACUCAUUAUUUGCUAUCUUUA
Messenger RNA from Exaiptasia diaphana, 1684 nucleotides. RefSeq lists its product as uncharacterized. The coding region runs from base 8 to 1591 and encodes 527 amino acids. The transcript is spliced from 19 exons. NCBI's taxonomy places the organism in Eukaryota, Metazoa, Cnidaria, Anthozoa, Actiniaria, Aiptasiidae. The record is from RefSeq and is a predicted model, not a curated record.